AUUUUCUCCUUGUUCUGUAUUUCAAAGUAAACGAGACAAGACAUCAGGGUCGACAUGGGCAGACUGUUUUAUUAUUUAUGUGCUAUGAUACUGUUGGAGCUGUUUCAUGGGGAUUGGAAAAGCAACGUUUUCGCUUGCACACGUAUGCUGACAAAUCAAACAUUUUUCGAGGAAAUAACAGCCAAAGAAAACACACAAUAUAAUUUCAGCUUUCGACCGAAAGAUGAACUGAGAGAGACUGCCAAAGACUCGGUGUUUAUAAUUGAAGUCAAGUUGUGCGACAAUGGCAACAGUCACUUAGUUUGCAGAUGCCGAUGGAUUUCUGAAAAUAUUUCUCCAUGCAAAAAUAUGGGAAAUGUCACGAUUUGCGAUGUCUACAACUCCGAAAUGCUUUUAUCUAUGCUUAUAAAACGGAGUUAUAGAGACCUAAUGUGGGAGCUAUACAGACACAAUUCUGCACCACGGGUAGUUAAACUCACUUCACUACAUGUUAGAUACCCUGCAAAUGUCACAGGGUUGCAGGUGAAUGGACAAGAAGUUAACCAGACUCGUGUUAUUGACGAAAAACAAGAGGUUAGUGUCUCGUGCUUCUUCACCAAUGGCAAUCCUCUGGUCAGUGUUCGCCUGAUCGACGACACAGGGCGAGCACAGAGUUCAACGACUCAUGGACAAGGACCUCUCACCCUGUCUCUCGGACAGUUUCGCUGUCAGGAUGUGUGGCCAACCAUCAAGUGUGAAGCUCCAGAAUCGGAACGUAACCGAUCUGUGGUAAUUUUUGGUAAAUGCCCACCUCAGUUUUUGCAGACUGACACUCAAGUCUUAGCGUUAAGAAGAGUUCUACAGGAAGGUCUCACACUUAGACUGAGAUCCUAUACCAGCGACAUCAAGAAAUGUCACAUGACCAGGUUGUCUCCUCAGCCAUCGUACAUCGAAGUAACGUGUGGGUUGGCCGGAAGUGCCCCCGAGUUUAACCUGACCCUGCGUUUUACUGCAGAUUCAUAUAUUGGAGAAGGAAUUUGGAUGUUACAUGCCAUAACAGAAGCAGGCAGCUCAAAUAUUACCUUUAUGAUAACCAAUAACACUUCUGAGUUUGGUAACCAAGGACCUGCAAUGACGUCCGGAAACAAGAAAUUAAAUACAAGUGAGUAAAAAUGCAUUGAUAAUUCUAAAUUUCUGCACACAUUACUUUGUACUUAGUGCCUGAUCGCGUAUUACUGUCGACUAAAUUACAUGAAACUUUUUUCUACUAGCUUAUAAAGAUUUCUACACAAGCAUAGCAAAAGCUAAAGAAAAAAGUAAAUUGCAUAGUGAAAAAGUUCUUAUCUUUUCCGAUUCUCUCCUCAGCCGUGACGAAAUAGCCAAAUAGUCUUAUCGUGUGACCAAGAGCUGUGUUGUCUAGUGAAUAGUCUCUUAAGCACAAUAUUACCGGAUAGGGGGGAUGCGCUUAGCCAUGGAGUGAGUUAUCUCCCCCGACGAAGUUUCACUAUGACUGGCAGUCAUGAGGGAACAAAAAGGACUCCCAUGUCAAAUGUGACAUUCAGAACUCGUAUAUUAAAGAGGGAAACAAGUGGUUCACUUUCUUUUUAUACACUUUUUAAAAAUUUAACUAUGCUUUUUGUCCGGUUCAUAUUUGUCAUUGAGUUUUGUCCCUCAUCCAAGAGCUCUGAACUUUCCACCAGUCACUCAUUUUUUGUUACAAUGCAAUGUUAAAUCACUUCCAGCAGUUCAUAAGUAGUAUUUGUUUUCUUUUUAAUUUAAAAUUUUUGCAUGAGGAAUUACAUGCCAGAUUAGGGAAGAUAAGUAGCUGCUUUUCCAGGGAUAGUAAACUAGUUAGGCCUAUAAGACAGAAAAAAUAGUCGCAAAGAGAACCAAAAAAAAUAAUACCAAAAUUCAAAAAGACUUAAUUUUUAAAAAAUAAAUUAGGAAAAA
Messenger RNA from Pomacea canaliculata, 1929 nucleotides. RefSeq lists its product as uncharacterized. Bases 55 to 1149 code for a protein of 364 amino acids. The transcript is spliced from 5 exons. NCBI's taxonomy places the organism in Eukaryota, Metazoa, Mollusca, Gastropoda, Architaenioglossa, Ampullariidae. The record is from RefSeq and is a predicted model, not a curated record.